Messenger RNA from Gastrolobium bilobum, 837 nucleotides. RefSeq names its product PLAT domain-containing protein 2-like. NCBI's taxonomy places the organism in Eukaryota, Viridiplantae, Streptophyta, Magnoliopsida, Fabales, Fabaceae. The record is from RefSeq and is a predicted model, not a curated record. The transcript is spliced from 5 exons. The coding region runs from base 1 to 837 and encodes 278 amino acids. Gene Ontology annotation, molecular function: protein binding.
AUGGUAAUUGUGAUUAUUAUUUGUGUUUUGUUAUCGUCUGAAUUCAGUAAUAUUUCCUAUUAUUCAAAUGCUGCUUCACAAAUGAUGGUAGCUGCUUGGUCAAGUAUAACUCGGGCAUAUUCUCCAUUGUUGGUUUUCAUUGAUCCAUUGACACGAACAUUUUUUUUUUUCCUUCUCUUUUCUGCGCUUCUUAAAACUCAGUACAAUCCUUGCAAUUAUGACCCAUGUUCUCCUUCUUCGCAGUCGAUAGGUCUUCUGAUUUAUUCUUUCUUCUACUCGUUCUUUUUCUUCGUCACAGAGGUAUGGUUUAGCGUUAUGCUAUCUCUGUUUUGCAUUGUUAUCAGUUCAAUAAAUGGAGAGUGCGUGUACACGUUGUUCGUAAAGACCGGGUCGAUCAUAAAAGGCGGAACCGAUUCCAACAUAAGCGUGACACUGAGCGAUGCGAUGAACCGGUCUGUGUGGGUCCCAAACCUGAGGUCAUGGGGUGUGAUGGGUGCAGGACACAACUACUUCGAGCGUGCCAACCUCGACGCCUUCAGUGGCCGUGGACCUUGCAUUGACUCCCCCGUUUGCCGUCUCAACCUCACCUCCGACGGCUCAGGCUCUCACCAUGGUUGGUACUGUGACUCCCUCGAGGUUACUUCCACUGGGCCCCACAAGCCCUGCUCUCAGACCAUCUUCUUCGUUGAUCAGUGGCUCGCCAAAGAUGUUGAGCCCCACAGCCUCACCGCCAUCCUCGACGGCUGCCGCCGGGGCCCCGUUACCCCUCACCGGAGGAGCUUCAUUGUCGGGAAUCCCAAAAUAACGUCUCCAUCGGCUUCCGCUUCCGCAUUUUAA